Messenger RNA from Sinocyclocheilus anshuiensis, 1278 nucleotides. RefSeq names its product cdc42 effector protein 1-like. Gene Ontology annotation, cellular component: cytoskeleton; cytoplasm; plasma membrane. The transcript has 2 exons. Bases 258 to 1184 code for a protein of 308 amino acids. Gene Ontology annotation, biological process: positive regulation of actin filament polymerization; positive regulation of pseudopodium assembly; regulation of cell shape. The record is from RefSeq and is a predicted model, not a curated record. NCBI's taxonomy places the organism in Eukaryota, Metazoa, Chordata, Actinopteri, Cypriniformes, Cyprinidae. Gene Ontology annotation, molecular function: small GTPase binding.
UUUCUCUCUCUGGAUCUGUUUUAAGGAUUAUUUGACAUUUAUUAUGCUUCAUUUAUCUGGGUAUUUAAUCGCUUCAUUACACUAGCAUUUUUAAAGCAUUUUCUGACACCUCAAUUUUUCCAUCAGUGACAUAUUUGGGGUUGACUCAGUUUACUGUUUAUUCUAUUGGCAUCUGUUUACAUUUGAGGAGCACUUGAUAUUUUGGGACAGACCUUUUGGAUUUGGUUUUAAGGAUCAUUUAAAUCAUAUUUCUCGUCAUGAGUCUGGGAAAGUUGCCGGCGAUCAAAGGCCUGGUAUCCUCGUCUCACGGCAAACGGCGGUUUAAGAGUGACCUGUCGGUGGACAUGAUCAGUCCGCCACUCGGCGACUUCCGCCACACGAUGCACGUAGGCCGCGGUGGGGACGUCUUCGGGGACACUUCGUUUCUGAGCAACUACGGCGGAUCAAGUAACAGCGAUGGCCUACGGUACCCGGAUUCACUCUCUGGCUCCAAACCGACGCGUUUUUUGUCGAGAACGCUACAGCACGUACGAAAGACUCCUCUGCCCCGGUUGAGAGGAGGGUCACGUGACUUCUCGUCCCCUCCGCCGCCCAUCUCGCCUAUCAUGAAAAACGCCAUCUCUCUGCCUCAGCUCAACAUGAGCAACGACGUCCUGAUGAGGGCGCUGCUGCCCACCUCCACCAGCUCACCGGACGAGCCGCUCUGCUCCUACGGUCUUCAUUCUGAUUUCGUUACACUGCCUCAUUUAUCCCGACUCGACCAAAGCUUUGCAGAAACGUCUGAAUUGCUCAGUGGAGACAGUCGACGGAGUUCCUUACCGGAGAACAGCGAGGUCUCGAUGAUGCGAUCUGAUUCACUCUCAUCCUUCACGGUGGACCUUGGCCCUUCCCUCAUGAGCGAGGUUCUGGGAAUGAUUGACAGCUCCUGCUGCCUCAUUAAGAGCCAUCAAGAUCAGGAGAUUGAGGAAGAAGAGCAGCAGAGCUCUGUGUUUGAGACGGAUCAUAAAUGUCAGACAAUAGAUGCUUCAGUCAGGCGUCCGAUUGGACCACACGUCACUAUCGAGCCCAGGAGGUUCCAGCAGGCUGCUAGCAUGCUAGCACGUCAAUUUGGAGGAGGAAGACCUGAAGAGGAGCGUCAGAGACCUUCAUCUUUUAGACACCAGGACACCGUACAGCUUCACUGAGACAGAGGAAGAAAUCAAAGUAUGAACAUCAGAAAUUACACAUAAGAAUCAGAAUCAGAAUGAGAUUUAUUGCCAUGCUGUUCAUGAUGGUGAG